AAAUAAUUAAUUUUUUUUAGAAUAUUGAGAUUAAAUAGCAAUUUUUCCUAAAACUCAAUGCUUCGCGGAACUUGCAGGCAGCGGCACUUCGAAGCUCUGCAAGCGACGGUCGGCAACCGUAAGCUCCGCAAACAACGUCAGUUGAAGGUGCCAUGGAUCUCGAACUGCCAAUGGACAAAGUAUCUCUUGGAUCGAAUAACACACCGGAUGAUAGCAAGAUAAAUGUAGUUCUUGUAGCUACCGGUAGUUUCAAUCCUCCAACUUUUAUGCACUUGAGAAUGUUUGAGCUGGCGAGGGAUGCUUUGCAUUCAGAGGGCUACCAUGUUGUUGCGGCCUACAUGUCACCUGUUAGUGAUGCAUAUAAAAAGCAGAGCCUCAUAUCUGGUGAACAUCGCUUGCGGAUGUGUAAUUUAGCAUCUGAAAGUUCCGAUUUCAUAAUGGUUGAUCCAUGGGAGGCAAACCAAAGUACCUACCAACGCACUUUGACUAUCUUGAAAAGAAUUGAGAGUUACUUUAUUGAUAAUAAACGACUGAUAUCCAGGGGGUCAUGCUUGUUUGUGGUUCUGAUUUACUCCAAUCAUUUAGCAUACCUGGAUUUUGGAUUACUGAGCAGGUUUUAUGUCCUUCAAAGCAUGUUGUUUGGAUGGAAGGUAAGGACUAUAUGCAGAGAAUAUGGCGUGGUUUGCAUUUGCAGAGAAGGUCAGGAUGUUGAGAAAAUCAUAUCUGAUAAUGAAAUCCUGAAUGAAAACAGGAGUAACAUCAAAGUAGUGGAUGAACUUGUAUCAAACUCAAUCAGCUCAACAAGAUUGAGGUAUUGCAUUUCUAGAGGGUUGUCAAUAAAAUAUUUAACUAUAGAUGGGGUGAUAGAAUACAUUAGAGAACAUCGAUUGUACAUGAACUCAAUUGAGAAAUGAUGAUGUCUUUACUUAUUCUAUUGGAACAGUAUAUAUUAAUUAUCAAUCAUAUGAACAAAGUAAUAUUAACUCUA
This is a messenger RNA of Hevea brasiliensis (rubber tree), 988 nucleotides long. RefSeq names its product nicotinamide/nicotinic acid mononucleotide adenylyltransferase. Bases 153 to 914 code for a protein of 253 amino acids. Gene Ontology annotation, biological process: NAD+ biosynthetic process. The transcript is spliced from 11 exons. Lineage: Eukaryota; Viridiplantae; Streptophyta; Magnoliopsida; Malpighiales; Euphorbiaceae. Gene Ontology annotation, molecular function: nicotinamide-nucleotide adenylyltransferase activity; nicotinate-nucleotide adenylyltransferase activity. The record is from RefSeq and is a predicted model, not a curated record.